CCGGAACUCACCGGGACCGCCGGGACCGCCGGAACUCACCGGGACCGCCGGGACCGCCGGGACACACCGGGACCGCCGGGACAUACCGGGACCGCCGGGACACCCCGGGACACACCGGGACCGCCGGGACGCACCGGGAACGCCGGGACUCCCCGAGACUCUCCGGGCUCCCCCGGGCCAUGAGCGUCGCGGAGCCGCCGGGCCGCGGGAUGCUGUUCGCCGAGAGGCAGCUGAGGCGGCACGGCUGGCGCCGAGGCCAGGGGCUGGGCCGGCGGGAGGACGGCAUCGCCGAGGCCAUCCGGGUGAAGGUGAAGUGCGACACGGCCGGGGUGGGACACGACGCGGCGGAGCCCUUCACCUUCCACUGGUGGGACCACGUCUUCAACAAGGCAGCUGCCAACAUCGCUGUGGAGGCUGGCCAGGAUGGGAUCUCUGUGAAGGCACUUUCUGAGCAGGGAGGCGGGAUCAGCAAUAAGAAGCCGCGCAAGGCUGCCAGCAGUGGGAGCCUGCUGUACGGCCGCUUUGUGAAGUCAGCCACACUCAGAGCCUCUGGGGAGGAAUCUGUGACGCUGCCUGCCAGCUCUGAGAGCAGUGAGGAGGAGGAAGAGGAGAAGCUGGACCUGUCUUCAGUCAGGAGGCUGACGGAUGAGGAGCUGGUGCAGGCGUGUGGGGGCCGCACAGCGCACAAGGGUGCCCGCCACGGCCUGACCAUGAGUGCCAAGCUGGCGCGCCUGGAGGAGCAGGAACGAGCCUUCCUGGCCACAUACCGGCAACGGGAGCGGCAGCAGGAGCCCCCGGAGAGCAGCCAGGGCAAGAAGAAGGAAAGGAAACAGUCCUGGCAUGGAGCCAACCCUGAGGUGCCACAGAGCCAGAAACCAAACAGAGAACUGGAGGAGGUGUUGGAAGAAGAAAAGGUUGUGAAGAGGAAGAAAAAGAACCAGAGGCCAAGCAGAGAAAAGGAGCUGACAGGAGAGGAAGAGGUCAUGAGGAAGAAGAAGAAGGUGGUCAUGGAGCCAUGUGGAGAAGAGGUAUCAGGAGAGGAGGAGAAGGUCAUGAAGAGGAGGAGGAAGAAGCCAGAAGUAAGCAUAGAAGAGGUGGUAGAAGAGGAGGGAAAGGCUGCAAAGAAGAGAAAGAAGAAAAAGAAGAAGAAGAAGCAGGAGGAGGAGGACACAGAAGAGCCAGCUGAAACAGACCUACCUCUACAAGACACAGAUGAGCCAAACUUGGGACACAGCCCUACAAAGAAGAGGAAGAAGAAGAAGAGGAUGAGGGAGCCAGAGUGAGCAAGUGACAUGGCUGCUGUGCUGUGCAGCUGCCAGUCCCACCUGGCUGGAAGGGUCCUGCUCCUGGUGCUGGUGGAUGCCAUGGGGUGCUCUGAGCUUGUUCCAGAUGGAGCCCAGCACUGUGUCCCAGCUGCAGGGGAAUGCUGGGCUGGGACAAGUUGGUCUGGAGCUGGAUCAAGCUUUAUUUCACCACCUGAACCUUCAGGGGUGACCCUGGUUCCCCCCAGGCUCUGGGGCAGGGACCCAUUUACCAUGGGCCUGUCACAGAGGGACACAAGGACACACCCUGCAGAGUACUGAAAUAUUUUUUCAAGGGCAUGAAUAAAUCUUUAUUGUAAUCAGA
This is a messenger RNA of Prinia subflava (tawny-flanked prinia), 1626 nucleotides long. RefSeq names its product G patch domain-containing protein 4. The transcript is spliced from 7 exons. Gene Ontology annotation, cellular component: nucleolus. Bases 180 to 1283 code for a protein of 367 amino acids. The record is from RefSeq and is a predicted model, not a curated record. Lineage: Eukaryota; Metazoa; Chordata; Aves; Passeriformes; Cisticolidae. Gene Ontology annotation, molecular function: nucleic acid binding.